Messenger RNA from Selaginella moellendorffii, 1326 nucleotides. Its product is annotated as probable pectinesterase 53. The record is from RefSeq and is a predicted model, not a curated record. Lineage: Eukaryota; Viridiplantae; Streptophyta; Lycopodiopsida; Selaginellales; Selaginellaceae. Gene Ontology annotation, biological process: cell wall modification. The transcript has 5 exons. Gene Ontology annotation, molecular function: pectinesterase activity. The coding region runs from base 10 to 1254 and encodes 414 amino acids.
CCGGAGCCCAUGGCUCGCGCUCGCCAAACAUCGCGAUGGGCAAUCAUGUCCAUGUUCGCGCUCGUCGCCAGCUCGCAUUCUUUCCUGUGUCCGGCAUUGGGCAGCCUCGCGUUGGAUCCCGGCUCCGUGAGUUUGGAUGCGAGCGAUGGCACCGCCGGCGCUCCCCGUGCUGCUAGCGCCAUGCGCGUCAAUCAGAGUGCCAUGUCGUCUUCUUCUCCUUCCUGUCGAUCUUGCCCGGAGAACCGGAAGCGCUAUGUGGAUUGGCUGAGGGAGAUUGAGACACAAUGCAAGCUAAGGCAUCGGCAGACAUCGCCCAAGGUUGGGUGGCUACAGCACAAGUUCUUCGAUUCCAACCUCACGACCAGCUUCGUGGUGGUGGAUCAGGACGGAAAUGGCGACCAUGCAUCCGUUCAAGAGGCCAUCGAUGCUGUCCCAGUGAACAACACCGUCCCAAUCACCAUCUUUGUCUCGCCGGGGGUCUACCAGGAGAAAGUGAAGAUCGUGGAAAGCAAGCCAUACAUUACGCUUCAAGGAUCAGGGGCCGACUUAACAACGAUUGUAUGGGAUGACUACGCAGGAAAGCUGGGCGUGGAUGGCUCUCACCUUGGGACGUUCCACACAGCCACGGUUCACGUCAGUGCUCCCUACUUCAGUGCCAGGGGUAUCACGUUCAAGAACUCGGCUCCGGUGCAACCCGCCGGCUCGCAAGCCGUGGCGUUCCAAAUCACCGGAGACAUGGCUGCAUUCUACGAGUGCAACUUCAUUGGUGCUCAAGACACUCUGUACGAUCACUCGGGCCGUCACUACUUCAAGAGCUGCUUCAUCCAGGGAUCGGUGGACUUUAUAUUCGGCAACGGCCGCUCCCUGUACAAGGAUUGCGAGCUCAACGCCAUUGGCAGCGGAGCGCUGACUGCUCAAAAGAGGCAAAACGCGAGUGACAACACGGGUUUCUCGUUCGUAAACUGCCGGAUCCUGGGGAAUGGCUUGGUGUACCUGGGCCGUGCUUGGGGCCCCUUCUCUCGCGUCGUCUUCCUCUACUGCUAUAUGGACUCCGUUAUCAACCCCGGCGGCUGGGACGACUGGGGGGAUUCAUCCAGAGACAUGACUGUUUUCUACGGCGAGUUCAACUGCACGGGUCCAGGAGCAAACGGCAUGCGUCGUGUUCCAUGGUCGUAUGUGCUAACGGAGGCGGAGGCCCAGCCUUUCUUGGACGAGAGGUUCAUCGAAGGUGACGCAUGGCUGCAGUAUCUAUGACCCCGCGUAUUCUCCUUUCCUACCAAAUUUUGUUCCUCGAGAUACAAUGUAUAAGCGAACGAGCUUUUUGCC